Messenger RNA from Corythoichthys intestinalis (scribbled pipefish), 7896 nucleotides. It is a transcript of the gene znf296, whose product is annotated as zinc finger protein 296. The record is from RefSeq and is a predicted model, not a curated record. Gene Ontology annotation, cellular component: nucleus. Gene Ontology annotation, molecular function: RNA polymerase II cis-regulatory region sequence-specific DNA binding; DNA-binding transcription factor activity. The coding region runs from base 4564 to 6579 and encodes 671 amino acids. Lineage: Eukaryota; Metazoa; Chordata; Actinopteri; Syngnathiformes; Syngnathidae. Gene Ontology annotation, biological process: negative regulation of dendrite development; regulation of transcription by RNA polymerase II. The transcript has 3 exons.
ACUCACAUUGUAUGAUUUUUCAAUAGUUUGUUAUUUACUGGGGUUCAUAAGUAUUUGUAUCCCUGAUAAGAUAAUUGCUAAUAUUUAGUGCAGAAGCCUAUGUGUGCAAUUAGAGGUCAGAUGCUUUCAGUAGUUCUUCACCGGGUUUUCACAUAUGGAAACAGGGAUUUUGGCCCAUUCCUCCACACAAAUUUUCUCUUAAAUCUGGGGCUGUCGUUGAAAAACACAAAAGUUUCUGCUCCAUCCGAAGAUUUUCUAUUCGAUUGAUGUCUGGAGACUGGCUAGCCCACUCCAGAGCCUUGAUAUGCCUUUUUACGAAGCCACUCCUUGGUCAGCUCGGCUGUGUGCAUCGGCUCAUUGUCAUGUUGAUUGAUCCAGCCACGACUCAUCUUCAAGUCUCUGAGGGAAGGAGGUUGUGGCUCAAAAUCUGACGAUACACUUUACCAUUCAUCCUCUGCUUUAUACAGUACAGUCGUCCUGUCCCCUUUGCUGAAAAGCAGCCCCAAAACAUGGUUUCCACCCCCAUACUUCACAGUAGGGAUGGUGUUCUUGGGAUUGUACUCAUCCUUUUUCCGCCACAAAACAAGAGUAAAGGUUACACAUAAAAGUUCUACUUUGGUCUCAUCUGACCACAUGACUUUCUCCCAUGACCCUUCUGCAUCAUUCAGAUCCCUGGCAAGCUUUAGACGGGCCUUCACAUGCACUGGCUUCAACAGGGAAACCUUCUAAACCAGGGGUGCUCAAUGUUUUUUGCUCCAAGAUCUACUUUUAAAUGAGACAACCUCCCGCGAUCUACCUUAAGAGAGGAGGGUGAACUAAAAAAAGAAAAAAAAGAAAAUGUACAGUUACAGUAAUUAUGCUUUGUGAGCAACAUAUGAGGUUAUGUUGCUCACAAAACACAAAUAACUGUGUACAUUUAAAAAGAUAUAAAUAAAAAAUGGACGGUAAAUUAUGUUUGCUCACAUAACAUAGUUAACUAUGUACAUAAUUUUUUUUUUUUUUUUUCCCUCCCAUGCCGCGAUCUACCCACACUAGCGUUGCGAUCGAUGUAAUGGGCACCCCUGUUCUAAACAAUGCAUGAUUUUAAACCAUUGCACCGCAGUGUUCUACUGACAGAGUAGCCUUUGAAACUGCGCAUCCAGCUGUCUUCAGGUCAUUGACCAGCUCCUGCCGUUUAGUACUAGGCUGAACCCUCACUUUUCUCAUCAUGAGAGAUGCCCUACGAGGAGAGAUUUUACAUGGAACCUUACUCUGAGGUAGAUUAUCAGUCAUGUUUAGCCUUUUGAAUUUUCUAACAAUUGCUGCAACUGUUGAUUUAUUCUCACCAAGCUGCUUUCAAAUUGUGCCAUAGCAUUUUCCACCUUUGUAGAGCUCAACAAUUUCUUCUCUGGUGUCUUUUGAAAGCUUUCUGGUCUCUAAAAGUUUUACUUGCAUGUUUUUUUUUUUUGUAUUUCGAUUUUAAGUCAAGAAAAUGUUUUAAUUUAUUUUUAUCUAAUCAAUGUGCAUGGAAUUUUUGUUUGGUCAAAAGAAAACUACCUUCGACUUGUCUUGUACUCGACUGACAUUAAUAAAUGGACCCAUUCUUGUAUGAAAAAAAAAAAAAAACUUUUGGACCUUCAAGAUUUGUAUUUGAGGACCCCUGCUCUAUGGUCUUGGCCAUGGUAGCAGUUGGAUUAAGACUGACAGUGGGGUGCACAGGUCACAAUAUUGAACUCAAAUGGGUGGUUAGUGGUUACUCAUGGGGUAGAGGUGGAGUUUUUUUGUUUUUUUUAAGGUAGACUGAUAACUCCGUGUCAUAAUUGCUGAUUCUCAGGGGUACACAUACUUAUGAACCCUGGUAAAUUCUUGCAAAAUCACAAGGGGUGCAAGUUAGAGACGUCCCAAUCACGUCCUUUUCAAAGUAUCGGAAUCGUCAAAAAAAUAUAGAACAUGCCUUUUUUUAAUAUAUAUACUGUAUAUAUUUUAAUUAAAUCGUUUUCUAAUUGUAUUUAACGUUACAGACAUAAUAUGUUACACUCAUCCAGAGUCUUUAGUUUAGGCUUAAGGUAGGGUUAUCAAAUGUAUCCCGUUACCGUCGUUAAUUAAUUUUUUAAAAAGUUUAUCACGUUAAAAUGUUUAACGCAUGCGCUGCACGACCCACUCUCGCAUUGUCGCGUUCAAUCUGUAAUGGCGCCAUUUUACCUUCAUAUAGAGCUAAAAGGCAGCGUAAAAUGAGUAAAGUGAAUUUUGGCAGCCUUUGGAGCAUUUUUUUAAUUGGCUAAAGCGUUACAAUCCCUCUCCCUACGAUUCAAAAUAUCGUGGGGAGCAAUGUGGGGAUGAAAGAUAGUAAUUGAUCUUAACACACUAUGUUAUUUCCCAACGCAGAGAAGAUAUAUCAAUUGGUACCACUACGCACAGUCAUGGGUGCACUUCCCAUCAUGCAUUUGGGCACAACAGUUAAAUGGCUACAGUAUCAUUUACUGAAAGCUCAACAAAUACACUAGAUGGCAAUAUUUAGUAGCAAUAUACAAAGUCACAUUUAUCCUUUAAGAAUUACAAGUCUUUCUAUCCGUGGAUCCCUCUCACAGAAAGAAUGUUAAUGUAAAUGCCAUCUUGAGGAUUUAUUGUCAUAAUAAACAAAUACAGUACUUAUGUACUGUACGUUGAAUGUAUAUAUUCGUCCGAGUUUUAUUUUAUUUUUUUUCUUAAUGCAUUGCCAAAAUGUAUAUGAUCGGGAAAAAUUAUCGGGAAUGAUUGAAUCGGGAGAAAGAAAAAAAAAGCAAUCGGAUUGGGAAAUAUCGAGAUCGGCAGAUACUCAAACUAAAACUAUCAGGAUCGGAUCGGGAGCAAAAAAACCCGAUCGGAACAACCCUAGUGCAAAUACUUCUUCUCCUCACUGUACAAUAAUAAUUGUUAAUAUUUACUUUUUUUUAAUUGACCAAAAAUUUUCACUUCCUCCCAUAAAGGGUGAAAAAACUUUUGAAUAGCCGUCCACUGUAGAGACCAAUGUCCCUGAAAGAGUUAAUCGUGUCCCACUUAUUUUCUCAUUACCGGUACUACAUUACUUUCCGAUUUGCUGGUUUUGACUGAAAAUGUUGCAUCUAGUACUAAUUUACAGUGGCGCCACCAGGGGGUGGCCACGGCCACCGCUAUAAAUUGGUUGGCCACCCCGCUUGCCAGUAUAUCGUUAGGUUGUUGUAGCAUCAGUUAUGCAUUUCAUCCCAAAUUAAUUAACGCAUUCGCUGUGCGACGCAUUGCCGCAAACAGCCUACAAUGGCGUCAUUUACUUCUAUACAGAGAUAAGAGGCAGUGUCAAGUGAGUGGAGUAGAUAAAAGCAUUCAUUGGGGCCGUGCUUUUAAUUGGCAAAAGCUUUGUCAUCUCUCCUACCGCAACUAUAAAUAUUGUGGGAAGCGACGUGGGGAUGAAUGACAGGAGUUGAUCUUUUUCUUAACACCCUGUGGUGUACCCAACGCAGAGAAUAUAUAGAAUUUGCAGCCACCACACACAGUCAUGGUUGCACCACUUCCCACCAUGCACUUGGGCAGAACAAGUCGCUACAGUAUCAUUUACUGAAAGCUCAAAAAAUACACUAGAUGGCAAUAUUUAGUCACAAUAUACGUACAAACUCACAUUUAUCCUUUAAGAAUUACAAGUCUUUCUAUCCAUGGAUCCCUUUCACAGAAAGAAUGUUGAUACUGUUAAUGCCAUCUUGUGGAUUUAUUGUUAUAAUAACCAAAUACAGUACUUAUGUACAGUAUGUUGAAUGUAUAUAUCCGUCUUGUCUUACCUUUCCAUUCAAACAAUAAUUUACAGAAAAAUAUGUCAUAUUUUAGAGAUGGUUUGAAUUGCGAUUAAUUUUUAAGCUGUGAUUAACUCGAUUAAAAAUUUUAAUCGUUUGACAGCCCUAGUUAAAUGUACACCUUAUGCCUAAUAUAUACAUAACACAAUAAAACAGAAUUGUUGUGGAACUCAAAAUGUUGACUGGACAGUUACGGACUAUGCACGUUAAAUCAUUAGUAACAUCAAAUAUUACACAAUACACCAAAGUAUAUCAGUAGUCGUGUUCUUAAGUCUUUCUGAUAGUUUUCCCCUGACCUUUUUACUGCAAUAUUAUAAUGAAAACCUGAAAUUAUGGCUUUGUUUUGGCCACCCUAAGAUUUUAAGUGGCCCCAUCUGGCCACCCCUAUGAAAAAUUUCUGGAGGCGCCACUGCUAAUUUACCCAAGCAUGAUUUUCAGUUCGGCUCCGUCGUAAAGCGAGGACUUCCCUGUUCGUAUGGAAACACGUGUUUGACCAGCGACGCGUCGGUUGUGUAGGUGCGGCUUCCUGCUCGGGCCACGCCCCCUCUUGCCCUCCGCACGCCGGCUGCGUGAAGGGGGAAGACGACGCGUGAACUUGAACGCAGCCUUGUCAGUCCAGUCCACGCAGGGGAGGAGACUGCUCGCGCGCGCGAGGAGGCCAGUCCGUCUUAUCACACAGCGAGCACCUGGACCGAACCGGCUUCUUUAGCCACUUCUCCUUAUUCUCGCUUUUGUUGUUGUUGUAGUUUUUGUGAAAGGUGGGAAGCGUGGAGGCAUCGUCGCGAUGUCCAGGCGCAAACUUGGCAGCAGACCGCAGCACCUGAGUGCCAUUCACGAAUCUCCUGACACAGCGGACGGAAGCGUCCCCCCGCCGCAGGACCGCCGCUUAGCCCCGCACAUCCUGACACCCGAUGGGGGCGGUGACCUCUUGACCUGCGGCCAGUGCAGCCUGGCCUUCCCCCUGGCGCACAUCCUGGCCUUCAUCCAACAUAAACAGGGCGGAUGUCUCCGACGAAACCAAGUUGCCCGCGCCGCCCCCCCCUCGCCUGCCCACCGGGCCUUGCAGCAUCAUCGCGCCACUGCCUCAGCCGUGCCAGGCUUCAUAGAGCUGAGAAGGGAGGAGGCGGCGGCCACGGAGCGAGGCUGGGGGGCGGAGCUCGAUGUGAAGGUGGAGCCUGGCAAAGCAGGGUCCGAGGAGCCCUCCUAUUUCACAUGCCAGCAGUGCGAAUGUGUGUUUCCUUCUGCAUGGGCUCUGCUAAAACACGCCCAGCACACGCAUUCCUUCAGCAUCUACCAGGAAGACGAAGACAACGAGGACGUUGGAGCGAGAGGAGUUCUGAAGGAGAACCAAGCUGUCGCGGCCACACUGGAUCCUCGUCACCUGAGUCAAGCGCUCGCCUCAGCCUUCCAGCCCUCCGCCUUGCGAUUGGCUCGCUCCCGGCCGGCACCUCCUGCAGCGUCCCCUGACAACCUCCAGGCUCUCAACUUCUCGGAGCGUCUGAGGGUGCUCGCUGUGGGCACCAACAACAUGAAUAACCCCGUUGGCGGUUCGCCAGGAGGCUCUGCGCCAUCCCCGUCCUCCUCCCCGCCAGCAGCGUCCCCUUUUCCUCAAGCGGGAGUCCUUCAGUCCGGGUUCCCCUGCGAGCUGUGCGACCACAGCUUCCAGUCCCCGCGCGCUCUCUCCGCUCACCGUCGGACUCACGCGUGCGAGAGGCCGUACCACUGCGGAGUAUGCGGCCAGGCCUUCUCCCAAAGCGGUCUACUGGCCCGUCACAUCAGGGGCCACCACCGGGAGGCUGCGGGGAGUGGGUACGACUCAGCAGAUAUGGUGGUGAUAGACACCACCAGGGGGAGGCUCCAAAUGCAACCGGGGAAGGGGACAACUGAUGUUCGAGCGCAAGGCCCCUCAGAGUUGGACCCGAAGCUCCCCGCUGUCGCCUCAAGUCUGAUGUUGCUCCCCUCGCAGGUCAGACCUCCGGAUAGAGAGCUGCUCAGGUUCUACCAGAGCCGAAGAGACUGCGGCGAAGAAGAGGCCGAGGCUCGGGUAGAGCCCCGGCGCGCCUCCCCGUGCGCCAGCCCUUCCGAGGGCUCCCUGGAGAGCGGAGAGACAGGCGGCAGCGGUGAAAGUGGCAUCGCGAGCGGGAACUGCACGCCCAAGCGGCCAGAGAUCAACGAACGGCCAGAAGUGGUCGACUUCAGCUCGGCCCAGGUCAGCGAGGCGGUGCAGGAGUGGCAGCGGGAAAACGAGCGGAGGAGUGGGGUAAGCUCCGACGUCACGUCCAGCUUGACCGCCAAAAAGAAGAAGGACGAGGCAUGCGAGUACUGCGGCAAGCACUUCCGCAACAGCAGCAACCUGACGGUGCACCGCCGCAGUCACACAGGAGAAAGGCCGUACCGCUGCGGCUUAUGCAGCUACGCCUGCGCUCAGAGCUCCAAGCUGACGCGGCAUAUGAAGACGCACGGCGCCCAGGGAGCCAAGGCACCCUUCUUGUGCCAAUUGUGCGCCGUGCCGUUCACAGUCUACGCCACCCUGGAGAAGCACUUAAAGAAGGUGCACGGCCUCAGCCAUGCCAGCGUGGGCGCCUACGCUCAGGUCAGCGCCAACGACGCCUUGGCCGCCGCCAAGGUCGAAGAAGCGGCGGUGGUUGUAAAAAUGGAGGAGGAAGAAGCCAGUCUUGAUCAGAUCGUCGACAUGGCAAAGGGAGGACAUAAUAAGGAGGGUAGCGCGGGCAGUCCUUCCAUGGCUUUGACCCCUACUCCCUUAGAGCCCCCAUUCAAACUAAACCAUAUGCAGGACUGAACUGUUCUUGCAAUAAAACCAAUCUCUCACUCACUGGACUCUUGACAAAACAGGGGUCGAAAAAAGUAGCAAAACUGAAGCAGUCGUAUGCAAAUUAAAAAAAAAAAAAAAAAUUCAAAGCUGCGGGCUGAGAAAGUGCCUACAUGUGUGAAUACACACAACAAAACGGUGACAUUCAACAGGGACAUUACCAGCGCUGCAGAACAGGAAAUGAACUGCAACAGUCCACGCCAACACAGGAAACCUCGUCGUCGCCUUGCAGGUGGUGCGAAGGCGCCAUUUGUGACCCACCGGACAUGUAACUGUCGGGUCAGAGAAAGAAAUGAAUGACGCCAACAGAAAGAUGCAAAGAAGUUUCUGGUCAGGUCUUCUAAAGACUGGAAUGCAAAUGCUGUCUGUGCAGUGUGUCAACUUUCUUCGCCAUGUUUACAGGCAUUGCCAGGACCCGGAGAGGUUGCACGCCUGUCUCCUCGAGACAAAUGUGAAUAGACUUUUUCUCGUGUGUGAGCUUUUACAGGAUUACUUUCUAUGCAGCAAAAGUGUGGUUCUCUUCCCGUUGCGUGUGAAACAGGUGUAUAUUAACUUUCUGUUCUUGUUUACAUUUGUGAAAUGUCCAACUGUUUGGAGCCCGAGCAUGUUUAGCAGCUUAUUUCCUGUUCCUGUGUGUUUUUAAGAAUAAUAAUUUGUAAUUUAUAAACGUUGCACCUUGGUGGUUGAGAGAGUGGAGAGGCGCACUUGAUGAGCACUUGUUUUUGUGUGUGUGUGUUUGAAUGUGUAUGUGUGCAAUGACACUUCAACUGUGGCCGCGUGUGCUCACAACUCAAAACACAUUUGUCCUAUUGUGCGUGCGUGUGUGUGUGCGUGUACUGUCGAUUCAUAUCAGGGACCAAAAGAAACCAUGUGCGUUGUGUAAAGGCAGUGUAACUGUUCAGGGAUGAUUUUUUUUGUACAUAUCUUGACAAUCUUGCCGUUAUUGUUAUUCUUAUUAUAUUCUUAUUUCCUGUUGCUGUUACAUGCCCACAACCUCCCCUGUUGAUUGUCGCUUUUUAGGCUCAACACUUGCCUGUCUGACACUGUUUUAUAACCUUGUCUUGCGGAGCCUCAAUAAAGAGCUGAGGUGUAUUCUUGCAUUGUUGUGUCUAAUUUUAUCUUUGUUGUUUAACUUUUGUCUGUUGGACAUUGGGAUUACAAAAGUUAGUAAACUCAACCCAAAAAACCCCCCAAAACACUGAAGUUUGUUGCAAAACUGAAUAGGAAUACACAGAAAAAUGUAUUUAUACUUAUACGCUAUACAACGAUUAUCGAUACAUUGGUCAG